CCAUUCAUUCUUCACCUGGGGUCUCCUCCUUUUGGGUUCUCUGUGUCCCCAUCUCUCUCCACCUUCUCUCCCAUUAAUUCCACACCACAACCCAAAAGCCAAAUCCAAUGUACCCCUUUUCCAAUUCCCCACACUAUAAUACCACCUCUCCCCCUCUCUUUUCCCUCCUGAAAUUCUCUCCCUCCCUUUGAGCAAACGCAAGAACAUCAUUCCCUCCCUCCCUCCCUCCCUCCCUCUCUCCCUCUCUCUCUCUCUCACUCUCUCUCUUCUUGGGUUUUGUGUUCUCAUAAAGGAUCCGCUUCAAAAUGGGUGUUGAAACACCUACGGGCACGUGCAGCAGUGAACACAGCCUGGUAAAAUCCAAGACGUUGCUCCAGAAGAUGAUCUGGGAAUUCGGGUCGGGUUGUUUCCUCUCGGGCAAAGACCAAGACAAGGACAAAUCAGAGCACAACAAGGCGUGGUUGCUAGCUGAAUCAGGUGCUGGGUGCGGCGGUGGUGGUGGGGCCGAUUUAAUAACUUCGAAUGUGGACCCACAAUCAGUUCACUCCUCUUUCAGGUUCAGCUUAUGCUCCCAAGUUGAACUUGAUUCACUGUCUGCGUCAAAUUCUUCUUCCUCUUCUGCUUCUUCAAGUGCUACUGUUUUGAUGUUGAAUUUGGAAGAUGGGUUCACGGAAUCUCGAUCUGAAGAGCUCAAAUGGCGAAGGAUUGAGUCACUGGAGAGGAGUAUCUCCCCUGUGGCCCAUAAGUUGGUUAGGUUUAGCUACGCAGAAAUCCUCUCCGCCACUCGGAAUUUCUCUAAAGGUAGAGUUUUGGGUAGAGGGGCAUUGAGUUGUGUUUUCAGAGGGACGUUUGGGUUUUUGAGGACUACAGUAGCGAUUAAGCGGCUGGACAAGGAGGAUAAGGAGUCAUCAAAGGCAUUUUGUAGAGAACUGAUGAUUGCUAGUUCACUCCAAAACCCGAAUAUUGUUCCUCUUGUGGGGUUCUGUAUCAAUGCUGAAGAGGGUUUGUUUUUGGUGUACAAAUACGUAUCCGGUGGAAGCUUAGAGCGGUAUUUGCACGAAAGGAAGAGGGGAGCAAAAGGUGGUCCAUCACUACCAUGGUCCAUGAGGUAUAAGGUAGCCGUUGGAAUUGCAGAGGCAAUCAGUUAUUUGCACAACGGAACUGAGAAAUGUGUUGUUCACAGAGACAUUAAACCUUCUAAUAUUCUUCUAUCUUCGAAGAAAACCCCUAAGGUAUGUGACUUUGGUUUGGCUACGUGGACUACUGCUCCUUCAAUACCUUUCCUUUGUAAAACUGUGAAAGGAACUUUUGGUUACUUGGCUCCUGAGUAUUUCCAGCACGGGAAAGUGUCUGAUAAAACUGAUGUUUAUGCUUUUGGGGUGGUCCUGUUGGAAUUAUUAAGUGGACGGAAGCCAAAUGAAGCAAAGAGGGGACCAGGGGAAGAAAACUUGGUUGUGUGGGCAAAACCCCUGUUGCAGCAAGGAGCCACUGAAAGGCUGAUUGAUCCACGACUCAAAUUCACUCGCAAAAACUCAAAUAAGAUAUCUCGGAUGGUUCAAGCUGCAGCUGCCUGCAUUAACAGUGAUGAAUCUCUGAGGCCAGCGAUUGAUGAUGUUAUUACAAUAUUAAGACAAGAUCCCGAUUUCUCCAACAACAAAAUAUCCAGUUUUCCCAGCAGGGGUUGCAUGGUCGAUUGGUGCCCUCAAUUGCAACAAACAAGAGGUGAGAUGAAGGAUCAUCUAGCUUUGGCAAUGGUAGGAGUAUCAGAUGUUGAGGAUGAUGAUCACCUGUACUGUCGUUGAAAUCUGAUACACUGCUUGUGUGGAGAUUGUGGUGAGUCUAGAACUCCAACCGCUGUUGAGAAAUGUACAUGGAGAGGGAGUUUCGAGAACCAAUGAUUGUGUACAGAUUUUCAAUUUAAUUGUCCUUCCUUCUCCGGGAAAGGGAUGAAAUAGGUUUUGAUUUUUGCAAGUGUAGAGGGCAGAUGGCAUCGAGUUUGCUGGAAAAUUAAAUCUGUGUAUUUUCUAGGCUAAUCAAACAGUGUGUUGCACCAAGGCAUAUCUUUCUCUUCUUUC
This is a messenger RNA of Rhododendron vialii, 2075 nucleotides long. RefSeq names its product probable serine/threonine-protein kinase PBL7. Gene Ontology annotation, molecular function: protein kinase activity; ATP binding. The transcript is spliced from 6 exons. Gene Ontology annotation, biological process: protein phosphorylation. Bases 306 to 1802 code for a protein of 498 amino acids. The record is from RefSeq and is a predicted model, not a curated record. NCBI's taxonomy places the organism in Eukaryota, Viridiplantae, Streptophyta, Magnoliopsida, Ericales, Ericaceae.